GGGGAGAAAAUGGAAUAAGUGGGGCUUGGGGACUGGCCUUAGGCCUGCACUAUUAAUCCGGUCCCUCCUAACCACCACCCUUCCACGGAGGCCUUGCUGGAGCCCGCGUGCAAUAAUUAACUCCUGGGUGGCCUUCGCCCUAUCCUAAGCGCCUCUCCUGGGCCACAUUCUCACUGCCCCGUCUCCUAGGCCACUAAGCCCCUUCUGUCCCCUAGAGUGAGGCAAGGGGACUGCAGAGCAGAGCAGAAGCCCGAGCCAGACCGAGGGCCACCUCUUCUCCCAGGUAUUUAUUUCUUCAGGGACAAGCAUGGCCUGGAAGACAACGUGGCUACUGUUCCUUUGGGUAGGGGUGGCUGCCGUAUGGACAGCCCGGCCCAGGACCGAGCUUCUCAAUGUCUGCAUGAAUGCCAAGCACCAUAAGGAAAAGCCAGGUCCCGAGGACAAGCUACAUGAGCAGUGCAGUCCCUGGAAGAAGAACGCCUGCUGCUCCCUUAACACCAGCCAAGAAGCCCAUAAGGAUAUUUCCUACCUGUACAGAUUCAACUGGGAUCACUGUGGCAAGAUGGAGCCCGCCUGCAAGCACCACUUUAUUCAGGACACCUGCCUCUAUGAGUGCUCACCUAACCUGGGGCCCUGGAUCCAGGAGGUGAACCAGAGCUGGCGCAAAGAGCGGGUCCUGAACGUGCCCCUCUGCAAAGAGGACUGUCAGAUCUGGUGGGAAGACUGCCGCACCUCCUACACCUGCAAGACCAACUGGCACAAGGGCUGGAACUGGACCUCAGGGUAUAACCAGUGCCCAGUGAGAGCUGCCUGCCACCGCUUUGACUUCUACUUCCCCACGCCUGCUGCUCUGUGCAAUGAAAUCUGGAGUCACUCCUACAAAGUCAGCAACUAUGGCCGGGGCAGCGGCCGCUGCAUCCAGAUGUGGUUCGACCCGGCCCAGGGCAACCCCAACGAGGAGGUGGCGAGGUUCUAUGCUGAGACCAUGAGUGGGGCUGGGCUCCAUGAGGCCUGGCCUCUGCAUUUUGGCCUGGUCCUAAUGUUGCUCUGGCUGCUCAACUGAGCUCCUUUUAUUUUCUGAUACCUGGACGUCCCUGCCGUGUUAAGACCCACAGCUUCCAAUUACUCAGUUUCUGUUCCUUGGUGGGAACUCUGACUGUUUGAAUAAAA
This is a messenger RNA of Kogia breviceps (pygmy sperm whale), 1170 nucleotides long. Lineage: Eukaryota; Metazoa; Chordata; Mammalia; Artiodactyla; Physeteridae. The record is from RefSeq and is a predicted model, not a curated record.